Messenger RNA from Monoraphidium neglectum, 288 nucleotides. RefSeq lists its product as hypothetical. Lineage: Eukaryota; Viridiplantae; Chlorophyta; Chlorophyceae; Sphaeropleales; Selenastraceae. The transcript has a single exon. The record is from RefSeq and is a predicted model, not a curated record. Bases 1 to 288 code for a protein of 95 amino acids.
AUGGCGUCGACCGUGGUGCACAUCGCGUCGUUCGUGGGGGCGCACGAGCGGCAGGCCGCGGCACUCCAAGCCAUUAUCGAAGGUUACAUCUAUGGCAAGCCCCCCAACCCGGCCACCGACGACAGGCCCCUGAUCCACCACCCGCCCAGGGCCGCCAUGUGCCUGCCGCGAGAAAUGGGCGGCCUCGGGGCACCUGACGUGCGGUUGCAGGCCACCGCGCUGCUCGCCAAGACGGCGGCGCGGCUGGUGCACCCGCAGUGCCGCGUGUGGAAGGAUAUCGACCGUUAG